AUGGCCAAGAGCCUUGUAGGAGAGCUGCCCUUGCGCGCCGCAGGCGCCAGUUCCGGACGGAGAGGAACGUAGGACCAACGCACGCGCACGGGGGCUGCGGUGCUCACGUCGUGAUGGCGCCCGCCGCGGCGCGCGCGCGAGAAGCCGCCGAGGCGCCCGCGCCCGCGCCGAGCGUCGAGGACGCGGCGGCCGGCUGGGCCGCGGUGACCGAACUCAUCGACGCGCGGAUGCAGGAAGCAAUCCUUCACCAUCGUUAUUGCGCCGAGUUAGCGAAUCAGAUGCGCGAGUCUAUCAAGGACGUCGCGGCUGAAUAUGUCUGUCCGCUCACCCUGGAAUUGCCGGUCGACCCCGUCAUGGCUAAAGAUGGCCGGAUCUACGAACGCAGCCACAUCCUCGCGUGGUUGAGCCGGAACGCAACGAGUCCGGUCACCCGCGAGCCCAUGGGAACGGAAUUGACACCGGUGCCAAUAAUUAGGAACUCAAUCGAAAAGCUCGUUAGUAGCGGCGCUAUCGAGGGCGACAUCGCCGAGGCCUGGCAGAAAGCCUCGGCGAAGAAGCGGGCGGACGAGAUGCUAGUGAAGGAGACGCGCGCGAAGGCGGAAGGCGGUGAGGGUGACGCUAUGUAUCUGCUCGGCGCGUGGUACCAAUUAGGCAUGAACGGCCUCGCGGUGGACAAGGCGCAAGCCCGCGCGUGGUACGAGCGCAGCGCUGCGGCCCGCGACCCAAGAGGGCUGGCGACGUUUGGUUGCUUUCUCCUGGAUGGCAUCGGUGGGCCCCAGGACAAUGUAUUUGGGAUCAUGAAUUUGGCCCAGGCGGCGGAGCUCGGAUCGGACUAUGGCGCGUAUAUACUUGGCCACGCGUUCUUCAGUGGCGAUGGCCUGCCGAAGGACCCCGUGCGAGCGCGAUACUGGCUGAAGAAGGCCGUCGACGGCGAGUGCGAAUUCAAGCUCCUGUUCCAUGAUGACAGAUCCGCUGCUGAGCAAAUGCUCGAGGCGCUGGAGUCCGGCGGUGGAGUAAUUUCCUAGAGUAAAUGAA
Molecule: messenger RNA, 1035 nt
Organism: Pelagomonas calceolata
Lineage: Eukaryota; Pelagophyceae; Pelagomonadales; Pelagomonadaceae
Source: the annotation of a GenBank genome assembly